Molecule: messenger RNA, 6492 nt
Organism: Trypanosoma brucei brucei TREU927
Lineage: Eukaryota; Euglenozoa; Kinetoplastea; Trypanosomatida; Trypanosomatidae
Exons: 1
Coding region: 1-6492 (2163 amino acids)
Cellular component (GO): cytoplasm
Molecular function (GO): ATP hydrolysis activity; ATP binding
Source: RefSeq, a predicted model, not a curated record
AUGAGCGGUAGCUCCCUUGCUUGUAACCGCGAUGUAAGCCUCACAAUCGGUGACGUUACAGUUCCCGUUCCUGCGAACGUUUCUCACCCAGAGAGGGUUACGUGGGUCUUGCCGGGUGACACCACCAACAGCGGUGCUUUUCACAUCGGCGAAGACGCUGCGGACGAACUGUCAUUGGAUGUAGGGGAUAUGUUCUUUCAUUUAGGAGACAAUGCCACACGCCAAUACCUACGCUGGAUCUGUCAGAAGGAACUCCUUAAACAGGACAUGUGCCUAACAGGGGAGCCUGGUCCUGCGCUGCGGUGGCUGGUGUUGCUGUACUCUCGACUCACACGUCGCGAAGUGCAGUGUGUGUCCCUCAAUCGUGACACAAACGAGGGUGAUCUCGGCCAACGGCGGGAAAUUCGUAACGGAACGCUCUCUUAUGAGGAUCAGAGCGUUGUCAUCGCUGCCCGCGAAGGACAACUGCUAUUGUUAGAGGGGUUGGAGAGGGUAGAACGGAAUGUACUUCCAGUGAUAAAUAACUUGUUGGAGAACCGCGAAAUGCAUCUUGAGAAUGGGAUGGUGCUGAUCCACCCAGAGCGGUAUGAUAAGAUUUUCAACGAGGCACUCUGUGAGGAACUGAAAGGAGGUAGGCAAGAUGCUAACGUGGAAGGUGGCAUUGGUAACCAAAUCCCGCAGGCGGUUCACGCGAAGUUGCAGCGUAUGGGGUUUAUUCGCGUGUCGGAAAGUUUUCGUGUCAUUGGGAUCACUGCCCCAGUUCCCCCGUAUGAUGGUACACCACUGGAUCCGCCGCUUCGUUCACGGUUUCAAUGCUUGUAUGUUGACCUUCCUCCACCCACCCUGGCAGCGACAAACGUUACCAAUAUGGCGCCUGGUGGUCGUGCAAGAGGUGUUUUUGAAUCGUUGCUUAAACUGCGCGCUUCCAUCGAGGAGAUGAAUGCGCGCACGCGGGGAUUCACCUCUGGCGGUACCCAGGGCCGCGACAGCGCUGUUGGUGGUUGUGUGUCUUCGCUUUGCGGGCUGCAGACCAUUGGAAGUUACGAGGUGGCUCAAGUCUUCCGACAGUUUAUGCUAUUUCCUGAUGUUCCAGUGAGUGAGUUGUUACUACGAUCCUUCCCGUGGACGCUAUAUGCACAACAAACUGGUUCGGGUAGUGGCACCUAUGAAGAGUCGAUGAGACGCCUUCGAGAUUACGAAAGGGUGCUAGCCGCGUGUGACAUUGGUACUCCCCUGUCAAACCAUAUUUGCCACCAUAGUGAUGUCAGCGUACGGGAUAGUGGCAAACCAACAGAUCACUGUACGCAUGAAGAUUGCGCUGUUCGUUCUUCAAAGCAUUAUAAUGAUGUUGUGUUUAUAGACAAUGUUCGUGUUGCAAAGUCGAAGGUGUUGGCCGUGUUGCAGCACCCUGUGGUGGUAGGCGACGCUUGUGUCGACGGGAUGAAGGGGAAAUAUCAACUUCCGUUAUAUUUGGGUGAAUUUGCUCUCAAAUCAUCGCGUGGUGGGCCUUCAUCGCCUUCUAGUGGUAGAAAGUGGAGAACGGUUGAUGUGAAAGUGUACUGUAGCAGUUCGAGCACAGUCUUUACACCAGGACAUGUUCACGUUUUACAGUCCAUGUUGCAGUUGCACAUUGCGGGGCGGCAUAUCUUGCUGCUGGGAUCCAGUGGAAGUGGCAAAACGACGUUGCUCCACGAAUUUGCGCGCCUUCUUGGUUACCAGACGGAGACUAUGUACCUCUAUGCGGAUAUGACGAUCAAAGACCUUUUUCAGAGACGAGCUACCGAUUCGGUAAGUGGUGACACGGUGUGGCAGAACAGUGCACUCGUUGACGCAGCACUCAACGGUCGCAUGGCUGUACUUGAUGGAAUUGAUAAAAUGCCUUUAGGGAUGCUCAGUUCGCUGCAGCAACUCCUUAUUGACGGGAGCACCUCACUCUGCGACGGGUCCGUGCUGAAAUCGUUCAAGGAGUAUGGGAUCAUUAAGGAGAAGCUGCGCGCCACCGAAGAGGAAAUGAAGGCACGUCGCAUAUUUCCCAUACAUCCUUCAUUCCGUGUGGUGGGUACAGCGCGAUUUCCUGCGCUUAACAGCAAUGGGACAGGCAACAAAGUGUGGCAAAACCAAUGGCGCGUUACACACGAUGUCACCGAGCUGUUUGGGGUUGUCCAAAUGCCGUCAUGUUCGCAGUCGUUAUUUCGUGCCAUUCUCCUUCGCGUGGCUGAGUUGGAGUUGCAAUUUUGUGGGAACGAAAAGGUAGACGGUAUCCGCGCCUCAGUGGGCCCUGAGGGCGGGAUAUCAUCAGGAUUGAAGCGUGAUGUGGAUACCCUGCUGCGGCUGCGUGAUGAACUUGAGCGAUUACAAGUCACGGAACCAAAAACGCCGCAGCUAAGCCUUCGACAGCUGCUAAACCUUACCCGCUUUCGCGUUCGUUAUCCUGAUGACUUUAACAUUAGUGUUGAAUCUACGCUGCUACUCCCACUGCUGAGUUCAUUGGUAGCAGAAAAAGUGCGUCAGGUGAUGCAGAUUUGUGGAUUUACCUGUACGAGUGGGCUCGCGGAACGCAAGCAGGAUCCACUGCGAUCAUCAUCCGUUUCAAAGAGUAGCAUGGGGGAAACGUUGAACUGCCAUUCCCUUAAAGAGUUCCUACUCCCCUGUGACCCAACUAUUCCUAAUGCUGGCGCCGGUAAAGCUGAAGGAAUUGAAGUAUCUCGUGUCUUUGGAUUGGGUGAUAAACCUAUUCUCCGCAUCAACCGCAAUUACGGAGCGAAGGAGAAGGCCAUGGUACCGCACGUGCCACACUUUCACCCCAACCCUGUUCAUGAGUCCGUCAUUGUGUGGCUCGCUAAACAGUACGCCGUGGGGAACAACAUUCUCCUAAUAGGGAACCAAGGUGUUGGCAAAAACAAGGUUGUCGAUGCCUUUCUCGCACGCGUUGGUACCCCUCGGGAGUAUAUUCAGCUACAUCGAGACACCACAGUCGGUAGCCUUACUAUCAAUCCCACAGUCGAGAACGGUCGAGUUGUAUGGGCAGACUCACCACUAGUACGGGCGGUGCAGCAGGGACACUGCCUUGUUGUUGAUGAAAUUGACAAGGCACCCGUAGAGGUGGUACAAGUGCUAAAAGGACUCAUCGAGGAUCACGAGAUGAGGCUCCGCGAUGGACGGCAAAUACUUGGUCCACGUGCGCACGUCGUACGAUUUAGCAUUUCUUCCAGUGAUUACGGAUCUAGCGAACAAAAAAAUAUCAUUAACAUGCACCCUGAUUUUCGAGUCAUUGUGUUGGCAAACCCGCCCGGUUUUCCAUUCCACGGCAAUGACUUCUACCGGGAAUGUGGCGACUUAUUUGCACCGUCUGUGAUGCUCAAUGCCGAUGCCCACUCGCAGUUGCAGGUUCUGAGAGCGUAUGGCGUGAACAUUCCAGAUGCUCUGCUGAUGAGCCUUAUUGAAUGUUUUCAACGUCUUCAAACCGAUUUUGAGGAAGGGAACAUUACUUACCCUUUUUCGUUACGGGAGCUCAUCGCUGUUGUAAGGCACAUGUCAAUGUUCCCAGGUGAUGGCGUGUACGCAGCUCUAAAUAAUAUCUUCAACUUCGACGUGUUUGACGAAAAUACACUGCGUCUUGUUCGCAAUGUACUACGGCUGCAUUUGGAUCCACUGGUACAGUUUGGUGGAAUGCAGAAGCUGUUACCUUUGCGUACCAGCCGAGCUGUGCCACUGCGGCCUUCACCAUCGCUGAUUCACAUGUCGGCGAAAUCACCGGCGUUUUUGCCGUUAAAACUGGGGGAAGUAGUAAUGUCUCUACCAGUGCGACGGCUCACGGAUUUGGAGUGUGGUGGUGCAAUAAACUGGAAGUCUGCUCCUGUUUGGUGUGAAUCAUAUAAUGCCACGGACUUCGCCGCAGAUGUUUCGGCGAACGGUGGGCUCGUCGGUUUUAGUGAAUGGACUACAGCAACAAGGCUACCAUUUCUGCAACAGGGCGACCGCGUGAUUCGUGUAGCCGUGGAAGCUCCUGAGUGCGUGGUGGGGGAGUCCAAGAGUGUUGCCGUCCUUUUUACCCGCCAGCAUGUGCUUCGAGAGGAAAUGAACGGCAGCAGCAGUCCCCUCGCAACAACAGAGAUUUUCUUAGCUAUUGCGAGUCUGCCGUCUGUUGCGUCCAUUGCGGCUACUGCGGUGGGUCGGAAGCGUCUUGCCGCAGGGCAGGUACAGUUACUUAACUUAACGGACUUAUUGCCUCUUAACUCCCUUCCGUCUUCUUCAUUACGUUUCCUCGGCACCGAGGCGAGCGGCAUUUUAGCCUCUCAGGCCCUCAAGGAGUCUUCGCAUGGUGCGUUUGGGACAUCGCCUUCAUUUGUUGAAGUUGCAUGUGCAUCCUCAGGAUCGAUUUUGCUUGCCGAUGCGUCCGCGCUUGGUUUGUGCUCAACGUCAACUGCAUUACCACGAGGGCAAGUCAGAGGUCAGGGUGACGCAGCUGGUGAUAAACUGUUGGGAUCGGUGCUGGUUGUGCAUUUGAUGCCACCCUCCAGUGAUGUCGCACUCACUCGGCACACUGUUUGCCCGGGAUGUAACCUAGUUGCCAUGACGCGACCGCGCGAACCGGAGUUGUACGUGUGGUCGAACGGGCACCGUGUCGGUGUAACCCUUCCUGCGGAGGAUAUUCGGGGAAUUCACUUCUUUGCGAACAACUAUGCUUCUGUCCACCUGAGUAAGUCUGAGUCGACGUUUUGCGGUGUGAUGAAGCUUUCAUUAAUGUCUGAUGGCGUGGCGACAGCAAGUCUUUGUUUGCUUCCCAAUGAAAUAAAUGGAGUUGUAGUAGGAUUAACGGGAACGAAAGAACCGACGCCUACUGAGGCAGCCAUGGGGCCCGUCACACCGGAGGAACUCCAGGGUGCUAUCAUCGUCGCAGGUGCUGGCAGUGAUAGUGAGAAAGAAGGCGUUUUGUACACCAUGGUUGAGAGUUACUCUUCUCGAUCGCAGUCGUGGUCGAUGCGCACCUUUGCCAAUCCCAGCAUUUCCCCUGCUGUGUGUUCUGACUUGAAUCACCAUGGAACAAUAGGUAUCGACCGUGUGCACAAACAACUUGUGGUCGCCAGCGGUAGCGACGGAGUUGACACUUGCGGUUCUCUAUUUGCCGUCGAUUAUCAUCAUCAUACUGUUCGCCAUUUCGCUCCCACGCCAACAACAUCCUCACGUUCAUCGUCGGUGAAACCUUCCUAUCCUUGUUUUUCCCUCGACGAGGUUGCGGGUAACAUUCUUCGAUAUGAUGAAGUGAAUCGGCAGCUGUUGAUAGGUGACCUCGUAGCUGAACGGGUGGAAUGUCGCCAUCGCCAACUCUCCGCUUUGCUCCAAGGGUCCGUAAAACAAGUUGGGGCGGCAGCUGCCACACCUCAGGGGAAACUUAGCAUGUCCUACUGUACAUCGCGCUAUGCGGCAUCUAAUAACCUGAAACAUGGUCGUGAGGAUAAUGAAGAACAUCACGGUGGCAACACAUACGCCGGCGGUACGGGUGGGACUGAUACUGCAGGCCUCGGCGGACUUGUUGGCCCGUACCGUCUUGACAAGGGCUGGCCGGUUCACCAAGUAUCGCCCGAAGCUAAGCAGCAGGUUCCACAACAUAUAAUAGAGGAAGCGAGACGCAUGGGAAGGGUAGCACUGCAGGAGCGCUUGCGGGAAAUUGGUAUGACCUCCACGGAGUACGAGCGGUACGGUGCGCUGCAGGGGCGGGUGCGUGCCCCUGUGGCGAUAUUGAGGAGUAUGUUAAGUGGCCUUAAAGCUGCGGAAGGUGAACGCGUGUGGCUGCGUGGCCAAACGGACGGAGUAUGGGAUGACAGUAAGAUUGUAGAGGGCAUCGUUGGGGAGCGUAACAUCUACAAACGGCGCGCCGACUAUGCUGACGCCAGCCCCUUUCAGCUCAAGCGAAAGAAGCGUCUCUUGUUUGUGCUAGAUGUAAGUGCCAGUAUGUACCGGUUUGAAGGGAUGGAUCAGAGGCUCACGAAGUUGCUCGAAUCCACGGUGAUGGUUAUGGAGGCGUUCACUGGCUACGAAGAAAAAAUUGACUAUGCCAUGGUAGGUCACAACGGGGACAGUGCGUGUAUUGAGCUUGUACCCUUUGGCAAGCCACCGACUAACCAAAAGGAAAGGGCGGAAGUAUGCCAACGUAUGGUUGCCCACGCACAGUACUGCUGGUCAGGCGACAAUACCGUCCAAGCGAUGCGGCAGAGUAUUGAGCUCGUCACGGCGGAGAAGGGUGAGGCGUACCUUGUUUUCGUGAUUAGCGAUGCAAACCUCUCACGAUACGGGAUUGAGCCCGGCGAGCUCGGUGAGAUUAUGGAAAGCAAUCAAGAAGUACAAAUGUUCUGCAUUUUUAUUGCCACUUUGGGCGAACAGGCGCUGAACCUGAGGGAGAAACUGCCAAGUGGACACGGCUUUGAAUGUAUGGACACACAGGCUCUCCCACACAUCCUUAAACAAAUAUUCUUGUCUGUCAACCUCCUUUAA